AUUCUCUUUGGUCAACAAAUACAAAACAAAGUAAUGUUCACGAUGAAAAAUCAUUAUAUUGAUUAGUAGUAGUAUUAAUUUUUAUUAUACUUUAAUUAAUACAUAAAGCUGUACAGUCGUGGAAUAUCUACCACAAUUUAUAAAAGUUUCUGUGAUCAGUGAUAGCUUAAUAAGAAUUUUAAAAUGGCUGAUGAAUAUUCAGCAGUUAAACGCGGAAAGCUUGUUUUAAAAGGAGAUAAACCCAAGUCGAAGAAACGUAAACAUAAAAAGAAGGAUAAAUCGGAAGGUUCUAAGGUUGACGAGGACUGCAUCAAGCACGGUGGUUGGUGGAGAGUUGAAAAAAUUGAAGAUCUAACUGGUUCUAUAUCCAUAGAAUUUGGCAAUAAGUCGUACAUAUCAGCAUUAGAUAACGGCUUGUUUACAUUAGGGGCACCUCAUAAUGAUAACGAAGGGCCGUCUUCAGAAGAAAUAUUUACAGCAUUCCCUGCAGGUGAAAAUAAGUUUGCCUUGAAAUCAGGUUAUGGAAAAUAUCUUGGAGUAUCCAAAGAUGGUGUGGUUACUGGUAGAUCAGAUGCAGUUGGCCCAAUGGAGCAGUGGGAGCCAGUUUGGGAAAAUGAUAAAACUGCUAUACUCAGUGCACUGAACAAGUUUAUAUCAGUGAAACUUAACGAUGAUUCAGUUGUUGCUGACAGUGUGACAGCUGGGGAAAAUGAAUACUGCAACAUCCGUAGUAAUAAAAGUAGAGAAAUACAAAGAGUGGUGGUACCUGAGGAGGAAGGCGAUUUAAAUGAAGUUGAAGUGAACUAUGUAAAAAAGUUCCAGAAGUUUCAAGAUAAAAAGCUAAGAGUCAAUGAAGAUGGUGUCUUGGAUUUGAAACGAGCAAAGGUGGAAGGAAACUUACAUGAAACAUUAUUAGAUAGACGGAGUAAAAUGAAAGCAGAUCGUUACUGUAAAUAAUUUAAUUAAAAAUACCUUGCUGUAAA
Molecule: messenger RNA, 983 nt
Organism: Leptidea sinapis
Lineage: Eukaryota; Metazoa; Arthropoda; Insecta; Lepidoptera; Pieridae
Gene: FRG1
Product: protein FRG1 homolog
Exons: 4
Coding region: 184-957 (257 amino acids)
Cellular component (GO): catalytic step 2 spliceosome; striated muscle dense body; nucleolus
Molecular function (GO): actin filament binding
Source: RefSeq, a predicted model, not a curated record